Molecule: messenger RNA, 1294 nt
Organism: Psylliodes chrysocephalus
Lineage: Eukaryota; Metazoa; Arthropoda; Insecta; Coleoptera; Chrysomelidae
Source: the annotation of a GenBank genome assembly
UCUUCGAUACCUGCAGAACUCUUGGUUUUACAUGACUAAGAAAAUAUAUUUAGUGUGUUUAAAUAUGUUGUUUAGAGACAGAUGUUUUGAUUUUGGUGGUACUAUGGAAACCGGUGUGUUCUUUAUUUUGUUUUUGUGCGCUUUUUGUGUACGAGUGACGGAAGAAAAGUUAUUUAUAAAAUAUUCAAACGUAUGCGUACCCCCAAAAGGAGACAUUUGCGUGGCAAUAAGACAAUGCCCUUACUUCAACGAUCUACUCGAUAACAGUCCCAUCCCACGCCCGAGGAACGUCAUCACAAUCAUCAGAGAUCACCAAUGCGGUUUUCGACGCAACAUGCCCUUCGUCUGUUGCAAUCGACCAACGACUGCAGCACCAGAGACUACCACAGAAAUCACAACUCAACCUCCUGUUAAUAAUAAUUUAAACAGAUACCCUGAUCCACCUGUUACAAUUGAUAGAUUUUCUGAUCCAUUGCCACAUCAUCGAAACUAUCAUUUGCUGCCGCAGGAUAUUUGUGGCGCUAUAAAGACGGAUUUUAGAAUUACUAAUGGAGAUAAAGCGUCGCUGAAUGAGUAUCCAUGGAUGGCGUUGCUUUUUUACAAAAGUUCAGAUGGAGUAGUUGAUUUUAGAUGUGGAGGUACACUCAUAAAUGAGAGAUACGUAUUAACAGCAGCACAUUGUGUAUUAAAUCAACCAAUCUUUGGUGUACGUUUAGGAGAAUACGACGUAGAAACUCAAACAGAUUGUGAGUCAAAUACUGGAUAUUGUGCUCCUCCAACGCAAGACUUUAUGAUAGAAAAGAUUGUAAUCCAUCCUAGUUACAAUGCAAAAAUUUUUUCAAACGAUAUUGCAAUUAUUAAGCUCAAAGGAGAAGCAAACUUCCAUUACGAAAACGUGCAACCAAUUUGCUUACCAGUGGAAUCAGAAUUGACGAGUCGCUCGGCUAUCGUGUCUGGAUGGGGAGUAACUGAAGAUGGUUACAAAAGUCAAGUAUUACUAGAAGCUCGCUUACCAAUUCUACCACUGUCUGACUGCCAAAAACUGUACAAAAGUUUUGCGUCGAUUACGCGAAACCAAAUCUGUGCGGGAGGCGUAAAGGGACGAGAUACCUGUGGGGGAGACAGUGGGGGACCACUAAAAGAUAUAGGUGAUGUGAAUGGAAGUUCGAGGUAUAUCCAAUAUGGAAUUGUUUCAUUUGGACCGAGAUUUUGCGGAGCAGAUGGAAAGCCCGGUAUAUAUACCAAAGUUUCGAGUUAUAUGAAUUGGAUUUUGGACCAUUUGGAAGAAUAUUAA